Molecule: messenger RNA, 1678 nt
Organism: Hippopotamus amphibius kiboko
Lineage: Eukaryota; Metazoa; Chordata; Mammalia; Artiodactyla; Hippopotamidae
Gene: OXSM
Product: 3-oxoacyl-ACP synthase, mitochondrial
Exons: 3
Coding region: 255-1637 (460 amino acids)
Biological process (GO): fatty acid biosynthetic process
Molecular function (GO): 3-oxoacyl-[acyl-carrier-protein] synthase activity
Source: RefSeq, a predicted model, not a curated record
UGCGCGGGCGGCACGAGGCCGGGGGCAGGUACCCUUGCUGGUUCUUUCGCUUCUUCUUCCGCCCUCCAGCGCCUGGUCGGAUCGGGUUCGGUGGGGAGAGCGGCGUGGAGGACUUGGCAACUCACAUCGAGCACCUGAAAAAAACACCUUGGAUGUUGUUUCUUAGGCCUUUAAGGUAUUUAAACAGCAGUGAAUACCUGCUGAGCGUGUCGUGGGCUGUUACUGGAAGGUUUCUGAGCCUCUGAAUCUCAACCAUGCUGUCAAACAGCUUGCAAAAUUUCCUAAAAAUUACCAACCCUCAUCUAAUACGUGCAAGAUUAUGCCAGCCAUUGAUAAGCGAAAGGAGAUUUUUCGGAACUGUGCAAACACCCAGAUUGCGUAGGCGGGUUGUCAUUACAGGCAUUGGCUUAGUGACUCCUCUUGGUGUUGGAACUCAGCUGGUGUGGGAUCGUCUUAUCCAGGGAGAGAGUGGAAUCGUUUCACUGGUUGGUGAAGAGUAUAAGGGUAUCCCUUGCAGUGUUGCUGCUUAUGUGCCAAGAGGUUGUGAUGAAGGUCAGUUCAAUGAACAAAACUUUGUGCCCAAAUCAGAUGGCAAGUCCAUGUCUCCUCCCACCAUUAUGGCCAUUGGGGCUGCAGAGUUAGCCUUGAAAGAUUCCCGCUGGCGUCCUCUGUCAGAAGCUGAUCAAGUGGCUACCGGUGUUGCAAUUGGCAUGGGAAUGGUUCCUCUUGAAGUUAUUUCCGAAACUGCUUUGAUGUUUCAGACCAAAGGUUACAAUAAAGUCAGCCCGUUCUUUGUCCCUAAGAUUCUGGUCAAUAUGGCAGCAGGCCAGGUCAGCAUUCGAUAUCAACUCAAGGGCCCCAAUCAUGCAGUGUCCACAGCCUGUACCACAGGAGCUCAUGCCGUGGGAGACUCUUUUCGGUUUAUAGCCCAUGGUGAUGCUGAUGUGAUGGUGGCAGGAGGUACAGAUUCUUGCAUCAGCCCUUUGUCACUUGCUGGGUUUUCCAGAGCCCGGGCUCUGAGCACAAACUCUGAUCCUAAGUCGGCGUGUCGACCAUUUCAUCCCAAGAGAGAUGGUUUUGUAAUGGGAGAAGGUGCAGCUGUGCUGGUGCUGGAAGAACACGAGCAUGCUGUUCAAAGAGGGGCCCGCAUCUAUGCAGAGAUUUUGGGCUACGGACUCUCAGGUGAUGCCGGUCACAUAACCGCCCCCAAUCCUGGAGGAGAAGGUGCCUUAAGAUGUAUGGCUGCUGCUGUAAAAGAUGCAGGUAUACAACCUGAAGAGAUAUCCUAUAUCAAUGCACAUGCUACUUCCACACCGUUGGGAGAUGCUGCUGAAAACAAAGCCAUCAAACAUCUUUUCAAAGACCGCGCACACGCCCUUGCUGUUUCCUCCACCAAGGGAGCCACAGGACACCUGCUGGGGGCGGCUGGGGCCGUUGAGGCAGCUUUUACCACCCUGGCUUGUUAUCAUCAAAAACUGCCACCUACUUUAAACCUGGACUGUACAGAACCAGAAUUUGAUCUCAAUUAUGUACCACUCAAGGCACAGGAAUGGAAAACUGAGAAAAGAUGUAUUGGACUCACCAAUUCCUUUGGUUUCGGUGGUACUAAUGCAUCGCUUUGUAUUGCUGGCAUGUAAGACAAAUCAUUUGUAAUUAAAUAUUGAUUUUUUAAAUGUUA